AGCGCAAAAAGCAGUGAAAAAAUCCAUUUUUCUUGGAACGAGGUCCCGCAAAGCCGUAGAAAUAGAUCAACAAAGCAGAAAAAUGUCCUACACAGAGCUGGAAAGCGGAUAUCAGGAAGCUCGUGCGGAAAAGCCUGGAUUUUUCGUUGGAGAUUCGGACAUGUACGACCAAAGUGACGGAGGCGGGAUGGAUUCCGAUUGCAGUGGUUCCUCGUCAAAUUCAGGCAAACAAGUGAUUGUUGGCAUAUGUGCCAUGGCGAAAAAAACCCAAUCUAAGCCGAUGAAAGAGAUUUUAUCGCGGAUUCAGGAGUUCGAGUUCAUCCGAAUGGUGAUUUUUCCGGAAGAAGUCAUCCUGAAGGAGCCCGUCGAAAAUUGGCCUCUUUGUGAUUGCCUAAUUUCCUUCCAUUCAAAGGGAUUUCCGCUCGACAAAGCUGUCAAAUAUGCUCAACUGAGGAGUCCGUUGCUCAUUAACAAUCUUCACAUGCAAUUCGAUAUAAUGGAUCGAAGAAAGGUCUAUAAAUUAUUGGAAGAGAACGGAAUUAGUAUUCCGCGGUAUGCGGUGCUCGACAGAGACUCUCCCGACCCCAAACAUCACGAGCUGAUCGAAAGUGAGGAUCACGUCGAAGUCAAUGGAGUCGUUUUUAACAAGCCUUUCGUGGAAAAACCCGUUUCCGCGGAAGAUCACAACAUUUAUAUCUACUAUCCGACAUCGGCGGGCGGCGGAAGUCAACGACUUUUUCGCAAAAUUGGCAGUAGAAGCAGCGUUUAUUCGCCGGAGAGUCGCGUGAGGAAGACUGGAUCGUUUAUUUACGAGGAUUUCAUGCCGACUGAUGGGACCGAUGUCAAAGUUUAUACCGUGGGACCCGAUUAUGCGCAUGCCGAGGCGAGAAAAAGUCCCGCUUUGGAUGGAAAGGUCGAAAGGGACAGCCAGGGAAAAGAAAUUCGGUAUCCGGUGAUUUUGAGUAAUCAGGAAAAAAUGAUUUCACGGAAGGUUUGUCUCGCGUUUCAACAAACUGUGUGCGGUUUUGACCUUUUACGGGCAAGCGGAAAAUCCUUCGUAUGCGACGUAAAUGGCUUUAGUUUCGUCAAAAACAGUCAAAAGUAUUACGAUGAUUGUGCAAAAAUUCUCGGAAACAUGAUUUUGCGUGAAUUAGCGCCCACACUUCACAUUCCAUGGUCAAUUCCGUUUCAGCUGGACGACCCGCCGAUCGUGCCAACGACUUUUGGGAAGAUGAUGGAGUUGAGAUGUGUCGUUGCCGUGAUCAGACACGGCGAUCGGACUCCAAAGCAGAAGAUGAAGUUGGAAGUUAGACAUCAAAGAUUUUUUGAUAUUUUUGAAAAAUAUGACGGAUAUAAACAAGGUGCCAUAAAACUUAAGAAACCAAAGCAACUGCAAGAAAUUUUGGAUAUUACGCGAUCGUUAUUGGUUGAAAUUCAGACGAAACAGGCAGAUCCGGAAAUUGAGGAGAAGCAAGGGAAACUUGAACAGCUCAAAAGUGUGCUGGAAAUGUACGGUCACUUUUCCGGCAUAAAUCGCAAAGUACAGAUGAAAUACCAACCAAAGGGUCGCCCACGCGGAUCAAGUUCUGAUGAUGGUAACAAUCAUUCCAAUACACCCAAAGAACCAUCUCUCGUGUUGAUUUUGAAAUGGGGAGGAGAAUUAACGCCCGCAGGACGAAUUCAAGCGGAAGAAUUGGGAAGAAUGUUUCGUUGUAUGUACCCGGGAGGGCAAAGUAAGGGUCUCGGAGGCGACGGAUUAGGCUUGUUACGACUUCAUUCGACGUUCCGACAUGACUUGAAGAUUUAUGCUUCGGAUGAGGGACGCGUUCAAAUGACUGCUGCUGCUUUCGCCAAAGGCCUACUCGCUCUCGAAGGGGAAUUAACGCCAAUUUUAGUGCAAAUGGUAAAAAGUGCCAACACCAAUGGCUUACUUGACAACGAUUGCGAAUCCAGCAAAUACCAAAACAUGGCAAAAGCAAAAUUACACGAACUCAUGCAAACUGACCGCGAAUUCACAGCAGAAGAUCGCGAACAAAUCAAUCCCGGCAACUCGAUCAGCAUCAACCAAGCGUUAGAUUACGUUAAAAAUCCCGUAAAAUGUUGCGCACAUUGCCAUGCGCUAAUUCAAUCGCUCAUCGCCAUCGUGACAAUCAAAAAGGACGACCCAAAAACGAAGGAAGCCGUUUUAUAUCACGGCGAAACGUGGGAACUGAUGAUGCGACGUUGGUCCAAAAUCGAAAAAGACUUUUACAGCAAAAAUAAGUACGACAUCUCGAAAAUUCCCGACAUUUACGACUGCAUCAAGUACGAUUUGCAACACAACCAGCACACGUUGCAAUUCGAUCAGGCCGAAGAAUUGUACGUUUACGCCAAAUAUCUCGCUGACAUCGUAAUUCCGCAGGAAUAUGGCUUAACAGUCCCCGAAAAACUGACAAUCGGUCAAGGGAUUUGCACGCCUUUGUUGAAAAAAAUUCGCACAGACCUCCAACGAAACAUUGGCGAAGCAGCGGGCGAGGAAAAUGUCAACAUGCUCAAUCCGCAAUACAGUCAGGGGGUUUCGUCGCCGGGAAGACAUGUUCGAACGCGAUUAUAUUUCACGAGCGAAAGUCACAUUCAUUCGUUGCUGACUGUUUUGAGACACGGGCCGCUGCUGGAUAUGACGUCAGAUGAACAAUGGCGACGCGCCAUGGAAUAUGUCUCGAUGGUCUCCGAGCUGAACUACAUGUCGCAAAUUGUGAUAAUGCUCUAUGAGGAUCCCAAUAAAAAUCCGUGCAGCGACGAAAGAUUUCACAUCGAGUUGCAUUUCAGUCCGGGCGUGAAUUGUUGCGUGCAGAAAAAUUUACCGCCGGGACCCGGGUUUAGACCGCACAGUAGAAAUGAUUCCGUGACGUCGAAGAGUAAUAGUGGCGAAGAAGAACUCGUUGUGAACAAAAUUGAAGAAGAAAGUGAUCGAAACGACACAACGCCUGAAGAUGAUUUCUACCCUACCAACAGUCGCUUCGAAAAGUUACCGACCCGCAAAUCGGACUGCGACAAGAGAAAACGAUCCCGCAACGUCUACAUUGGCAACUCCCAUACCGUAUCGGGGCAUGAAGCUUCCGAUUUAGCGAAACGCUUGAGCGAAGAGCUGGCAAUUCAUCAACAGAACGUCAACCGAUCCACGAGUCCUGAUUACGAAAUGCGCCCACGAUCCUUGGAACAAAAACAUUACAAGAAAACGGAUCAUACACAUUAUCAAAGCUUGCAAGCCGUUUAUAAUCAAGAAGAUCUCGUCAUCGACAUCGAGCUCGAUCCCAGUUUCGAAAGUGGUUCAGCGACGAAUGAAUUACCUCUGUCGGCGAUCAAAUUUUCUUCGUGUUCGCGUCUCAUGUCGUGCGAAGACUACGACUUGCCCGAUUCCGAUGUUUAUGACUUGAUUUUGCACAAUACACGUCCGAAAAUUUCGCCUCUUGCGACGAACGAAAAACCGUUAACUUUGCCGCCAUUAACGUGCGUCGUUGGAUCACCCCCAAAUCCCGCCUCUUCUUCCGCAUCAAAUUCCGAUUUCGCCGACUUUUCAUUUAACAGUCACGAUACGACCUUAGGUAACGACUUUCUCCCGUUUUUUCCCGCCGAAUAUUCCACGAGUUUUCCGCAACUAAUUGCGCGUUCCGUUUCAUGCGAAAAUCUGUUUGAACAACCAUCUGCAGUGGUUGGGCGACGAGAUGGCGCUGCAUCCAACGUAUCAUCAUCAUCGAUGUACAUAACGAGCCCUUUUGAGUUGAAUACGUUCAAUUUUUUGCAGCACGAGCGGAAUUUACGGUUUGGCCGGAUUUAUUCGAGCUCGUGCGAAACGUCGUUGCACCAAAAGACGUCGCACGACGAUUUGUGUCCCUCGCCAGCACGUCGGAACAGUGCGUCGUACGCCUCGUUUUAUUCCUAUCCCGGUUUGAUCGCAACGCCCCCAUUGCAUGUUACGAGAACGAGUAAUUCGUCGCUGGCGCCCCCUGGCGAACAGCUCUGUUGUGACGAGAUAUCGAUUGAAUUAACUCACGUUGCUACUCCCGCCAUUUGUAUCAAUUCCGAGCCGUAUGCGAGUUUCGACGAAAAUUCCCCCCCGUCUCCCUCCCCCCAAAACUUAGAUGACAUUAAUAAUACUACUACCAUAGAACGUGAUGACGCGUUUUCUAAUAGUAAUAAUCAAUUAACUAAUGUUGUUUGCCCACUUACUAAUUCGCCACAUGAAUCGACGUGUGACACCAUCGCCUCAUCCCCCAUUGUUGUUUGUUGUGUGUCUAAUGAUAACGAUAAAAAUGAUGCUGCUGCUAUCGCCGUAACCAAACCGCCGUCAUCUCCAUCAUCAUCUUCAACGACGCCGGCAACGAAAACAGAUUCGCCGCAAAGCGGAACGAGACGACAAAGGCACAGCAUUGCCUCUGGCCAGAUGGGUGUUUUCAAAAGUUUAGGCUUUAGUAGGAAAAUGGCGGCUAGCACAAAUAGCUUAUUUAGCACCGCCGUCAUAUCAGGAAGUAGCUCGGCACCCAAUUUGCGCGACAUGAUCCCGAGUACGGCGACGCCCUCAGGUAAAGUACUAAGUAUUGAAGGCUUUGGCGGAGUACCGCCAAUUCGACCAUUGGAAACGCUCCAUAAUGCGUUGUCGCUGAAGCAAUUGGAUGAAUUUUUGCACAAAAUGGCGUCAAAUGUGUGGUUUAAGACGCCUGGUUCGUCGCCUCCGAAGUAUCCGUCGACGCCGCAAACGUCAAUGUCGGAGGAAAAGCUAAGCGACAAGUUUGACGAGCAAGUUGAACAUGAAGCGGAAGAAACGAAGCCACAGGAAUGAAGGAAUUACUUGUUAUAAGAUUUUAUUGAGAUUUUUUUUUUGUUAUUGACUUUUAGUUGAAAAUUUUUAGUUAAAUUUAAUCGACUUUCAGUAUAAAAAAAAAUUAUAUUUUUUUGAAUUGCGAUUUUGUGAGAAAAUUGUCCAUUUUUUUAUAUAAAAUCACAAAGUCUUGUUUUUUACUUUUUAGGACUCAAAUUAUAUUCGAAAUGAUUUUUUUGACAAAGAAAAAUACGUUUUCAUCA
Culicoides brevitarsis is the source of this 5061-nucleotide messenger RNA. RefSeq names its product inositol hexakisphosphate and diphosphoinositol-pentakisphosphate kinase. Bases 83 to 4819 code for a protein of 1578 amino acids. Gene Ontology annotation, molecular function: 5-diphosphoinositol pentakisphosphate 1-kinase activity; inositol hexakisphosphate kinase activity; diphosphoinositol pentakisphosphate kinase activity. Gene Ontology annotation, cellular component: cytosol. The record is from RefSeq and is a predicted model, not a curated record. NCBI's taxonomy places the organism in Eukaryota, Metazoa, Arthropoda, Insecta, Diptera, Ceratopogonidae. The transcript has 13 exons. Gene Ontology annotation, biological process: inositol phosphate biosynthetic process; inositol metabolic process.